Sinocyclocheilus rhinocerous is the source of this 244-nucleotide messenger RNA. RefSeq names its product microfibrillar-associated protein 1-like. The annotation marks the transcript as partial. Lineage: Eukaryota; Metazoa; Chordata; Actinopteri; Cypriniformes; Cyprinidae. The record is from RefSeq and is a predicted model, not a curated record. The transcript is spliced from 2 exons.
GUGAAAUUUCUAUGGAGAAAGUGAAGGUGAAGCGAUAUGUGUCGGGUAAGCGUCCAGACUAUGCCCCGAUGGAGUCCUCCGAUGAAGAAGAGGAGGAUUUCCAGUUUGUUAAGAAGGGUAAAGAGGCUGAACCAGAGAUGGAAAUUGAAGUGGAGGAAAAAUCUGAUCCUCGUCUUCGACGUCUCCUGAAUCGAGAGACCGAAGAUGUUGAAGAGAGGCUUGCGAGACACAGGCAGAUAGCAGA